AUGUCUACCAGUAACGGCACCCAUCUCACAACUUCGCGCGUCAACCGGCUGUUCCGACCAUUACGCGCCAAAUGCACAACCCUAGCAGAUUUCUCGGCUCCGAGGUCGCAUAAAAGACCUCUGGUGUCUGUGACCUACUCGAAUCGCUCACGCCCCCUUCCACGAACCGCGUCCACGGACCACGACGCGCCUCCACUGGCCAUUUUACAGCCGCCCGAGAGUCUCGGGUCGCGUAUACAUUUUGACCGCACCAGUCUUGACAAUGUCCAGCUCUCGCGGAAGAUCUACGAAGUACGCGAUGCAUUCCGAAGUGUCGUACAGGCUGCCCUCGGCACGGAAUCGACAGGUCCGCGCAACGACGCGCCGCCCAUUCGAUCUCUGGCAUCGAUGUGCGCCGCCAUGAUCGGCGAGAACAUCCAAGCUGAGAUAGUUGCUCGCCAAGACGAACUCGAGGAUGAACUUGAGGACUCGUCCACAAACAUCACUACCGACAUCCAGGAGGAACUGUACGAGGCCGUUCCUCUUCACUAUCGAAGCCAUACUGUUAUCUCUCAUGCUCUGACUCUUGUUCUCGAGACAUGUCCCCACCAUCCCACACUCUUGACAGCGCUCCUCGAGGUGUGCCUCUCUCACACCCUAUCCAUCGAAUCCCACCUCGUUCUCCACGCGUUGUUUCUCGAGUCUAUCCGCUCUUCCGUCACUGGCAGCUCGACUUGUCCCCUUCUUCAUCCCGCACACACCAACUACCUCACGACUCUCCGUUCAUCAUGCUGCUCCAGAGACCAUCGCGCGAGCGCCAACUACCAUCGCCUUGACAACUCGACCUUCGCGGCCUUAUUCGUGGACGCGCUCUCGCAGUCCCAGGCUGGGCGCGUCGACGCGUGGACGUCGAAACCUGUUGCCCGCCUGGCGAGGGACUUGCGCGCACAGGACUUACCGGCGUUCCUGCAGCUAUGCUCAGGAUUGGCGCACGAUAUUGUCGAGACCGACAAAGGUCAGGCCCGAAGCCGGUCCAAGAGGAAGUCCCACGUUCUAGAGCCCCUCGAAGACAAGUUGAGGCCCCGGCUUGCCAAGUGGACGAAGUCGGCGCUGGACCAUCUAGCUGCAAGAGAGUCGCAGGCCGAAAGCGGUGACCCGGCAGCAACUCGCCCUUACGCAGAAGACGUCCAGCACACAGUUGACUUCUUGCUGUACAUAUCGAGCACCGGUCUUCAAGUCCGACCAGAACGUGGCUCGCCCAAACAGCCCAGCGCGGCAGACACUCUCAUCUGCCUAGCGACCUACUGCCUCGCUAGCCCAGUACUACCCACUCUACCCCUCGGCGACCGGGAGACUCUCGCCGCGUUCCUCCGCUCCUGCGCGCCCAACACGGACACCUACGGCGCCCUCGUCGGCCUAUUCUUCAUCGUCCCUGUUCCCGCUGACCCUACGAGUCCCUUCGACUUCCCGCUCGCGCUCGAGCGCGCCCCGUCAGAAGACAGCACACCCCAGCCCACGCCCCCGCCUACGCCUCAGCUCACACAGACGGAGGCUAUGCAGGUGCUCAGACGUUACGCUCGUGCACUGCGCGCACACCGACUGUACCUGCUCGAGGCGAGCCUCUGGGGCAACGCCCUCAGGCAGAUCGAGGACGUGAUCUUGACGGGAGGGAUGGGCGGCGCGCAUCCGUUCCUGCCCAGGCGCGGUGCAGAGGCGGGUGAGGACCUGCAUGCGCUGAGGGAGGAACUCGUGGGGAGGGUCGAGGGCGCAGAGGCGCGUUGCUUCAGUACGGGCGCAGGGGCGCAGCAGACGGCCAAUGCGAUUCUGGGCGCAGGCGGCCCGCAAGCGGGUCCUUCUACGUCCUCCGGAGAGUGGGUUUGGGAGGACAUGAUCGGCUCGUGGGUGCAGAAGACCCCCGAGGUGCAACGCCCUACGAAACGGAGGAAGGUCCAGCAAUCGAAACCGCUCCCCGCUGUCGAGCUGCACGCGCCUCGCAAACUGCGAUCUCAGUCUGGUCCGAAAAAGCCUGAGCGUCAGCCACGGCGGUCUCAACCGGGCCAGGCCACUGUGGCCUCCUCCAGCUCGCGGACAUCCAGACAGUCGACGCCCACGAUUGUUGCCAGUCCCCCUCAUGAUGACGAUGACGAGGAGACGUUGGCGAGCUCGGAGUUCGAGGACUUCCCUGGGCUCAGCCAGAACAAGAAGCGUGUGCGACGAAGUCCCCCUCGUAGUCUCAAGACCGAGAAGCCCGAAAAAGAGGUCGACAGCGCUGGCGAAGAGGACGAGCGGCGUACUACAGGUACCGCAAAAGAAGGCCUGGAGCAUUAUGUCCAGCCCCGUGGUCGUGCAGUCAAAAGGCCAUCAAAUGCAGCGCACCACGCGACGCAGAGCGUGAUAUCCCUGCACCCCGAGCGGAAGACAAAGGCACUUCCAAAGCCUGCAAGAUCCUUGUCAGCGUGCUUCCGCAGCCGAAGCCACGCACUCAGCCUGCUCGCGAAGAGAGUGACGACGAUCUUGAGGACUCGGAGGAGGACGAACCUUCUCGAAUGUGCACUGCCGAGGAUCUCUCGUCCGAUGACGCGUUGA
Molecule: messenger RNA, 2565 nt
Organism: Fomitopsis serialis
Lineage: Eukaryota; Fungi; Basidiomycota; Agaricomycetes; Polyporales; Fomitopsidaceae
Exons: 2
Coding region: 1-2565 (854 amino acids)
Source: RefSeq, a predicted model, not a curated record